UCCAGAUCAACAAAUCUUAUAUUGGGGGAUCGGGGGGAUGAACGGGCUGUAAUUCGGGAAUUUUCCCGGUUCUGGAAGCUUAUCGGCGGAAACUCAGAGCGCAGCCUUGACUGUAGCGGCAGCUGUGCUGGAGAAAGACUGGAGGAUUUCUGGAAGUUUGGGAAAAACAGAGGAUUUACACGUUUUCCACACAUUUUAUUCUGAGGCUGCUGCUCUACACACAGCGGGUUCGGCUCAGUGUUGCCAGGCGACUCGCUAACAGGGCAUAACAGUCCCUCAGAAAACGUAUUUUCAGCGCUUAGUGGAGGAUGACGAGAGCCAGCCAGUGAGUGAGUGAGUGAGUAGGGGGAAUGGGUGGGGCUUUGUGUGACUGGAUUAAGUUAGUCAGUAGGAGAGGGAGGGGCUGAGGACUCACUGCUGAACAUCCCGGCUCCUCUCUGUCAGUGUUUAGAGACAUCAGAUGGAGGAGCUGUACUGACUCUUACUGAGGGUGUGUCUGAGGCCGGACUGAACGUUAGAAGAUGGUGCCGGGUUUGGAUUAACUGCUCUGAGGACUUGAGCUUGUCCUCUGCAUGGUGAUGGUGGUGGUUAUGAUGAUGAUGAUGGUGAUGACGAUGAUGAUGACUGGAGGAAAUCGGCGUGUGCUGUAGCGGCCUGUGCUGUUCUGCUCCCUCCCCCAGCUUGCUUCUGAUUCUCCAGUCGAUCUCCACCAGCUGAGGGAAGGGCAUGAAGAAAGCAGGCCAGUGGUCUAAGGAACAGGUCAGUCUCUGGCUGGCUGAAGAGGGCAUGCAGGAGUAUGUGGAGCCCCUCCAGCAAGCAGACGGGCAAGCCUUACUGCGCCUCUCUCAGGCUGACUUCCAGAAGCCUCCUCUAUCCCGAAUUUCACCAGACAGUGGAAAGCAGCUCCUGGAGAAGAUCAAGACACUGAACAUCGAGCACCAUAUAGAAGCACAUAAAAACGGUUUUGCCAAUGGUCACGUGGUCAUAUCUCACGAAGGUGAUGCUGGUGCCUCUAGCAAGACCAAACGGAACGGUUUGGUCAAUGGCUUUCAUAAGGAACUGGUGCGCAUUCCCAUUCCUGAGCCGGCUGGGCCGCAGUUCCCCACAGAAUGGGGCAAGACUGGCGUAGCCUUCUUGUAUGCAAUCUGUUGCUUCGUCUUCACCAGCAUCAUGAUUUCUAUAGUCCACGAGCGCGUGCCUCCUAAGGAGGCGACCCCUCCUUUACCCGACAAGUUCUUCGACCUGUUCGAUCGAGUGGAGUGGGCUUUCUCCGUAUGUGAGAUAAACGGGAUGAUCCUGGUGAUCUUGUGGAUCAUACAGUGGAGUCUCAUGAAACACAAGUCAAUUGUUGGUCGGAGGUUCCUGUUCAUUGUGGGGACCCUGUACCUGUACCGGUGUAUCACCAUGUACAUCACUACACUGCCUGUUCCAGGGAUGCAUUUCAAGUGUUCACCCAAGCUGUAUGGUGACUGGGAGUCGCAGAUGCGGCGGGGGAUGAAGAUGCUUGCUGGCGGGGGCUUGACCAUCACCGGCUCCCACAACCUGUGUGGAGACUACCUGUACAGCGGCCACACGGUCAUGCUGACACUCACCUAUCUCUUCAUGAAAGAAUACUCUCCUCGGCGGUUCUGGUGUUACCAUUGGGGCUGCGGGCUGCUGUGCGCUGUUGGGAUCUUCUGCAUCCUUCUGGCUCAUGACCACUACACUAUAGAUGUAGUUAUAGCUUACUUCAUCACUACACGCCUCUUCUGGUGGUACCACACCAUGGCCAACCAGCCAGAUCUAAAGAGGCCGUCUCGGACCAACUUCAUCUCUCGCGUGUGGUGGUACAGGUUUUUCCAGUACUUGGAGCAGAACGUGAAAGACGUGGUACCGCGGAGCUACCAGAUGCCCAUCUCAUGGCGAUCGCUGCAGUCGGGCCACGUGAAGUACAGCAGGAUUGACUCUGAUUAAACUGCAGUAUCCAACCGAGGAGGGGGGAAUCAAAACACUUGCCUUAAUAAGUGCCAGGACUCGAUCACAUGAGGAUGGUGAUGAUGAUGAUGAUGAUGAUGACCUAACAAUCUCCUAUUGUACAAGCCAAUCCCUUUAGUACUGAGCUACAAGGCACUGUGACUGUCAAAAACUCCUCCAAAGCACUUCAUUCCUCACACACUGCCCACGUUCCAUCUGCGUUUCACACCCAUUGUGCUACCGGAGGUCAGUUAGAGUGUAGACGUAGACAGGCUUAUGACUUUUUUAUAGCAGCUGCAGCAGCACAUGUUAGCAUUAGCAUUAGCAUAAAUGUUUCUGUGUGUGAUCUGACAUGACUGAGCCUAAUUUAAUUAUUAUUUAAAAAAAUAAAAAAAUAAAUCUGACUGACAUACCUGCACUCUAACCCCUCCCACAAGGCAGUAAACAAUGUCGUCCUCGUUUCAGAUGAUCUGAGAUUUGAGAUUAUCUGAUGAGCUCAAAUGCAAAGUACAAGUACAAAUGUCCCUUUAACUGCCAUCUCGUAGACUCCGCCCCCAACAAAAAGACCUCUAGUGGAAGGUAGAAGCAUAUUCGAAGAGAAUUGAUAUUUUGUAGCGAUUCGCUCAAACAUUUACAACUUCACAAAAAAAAAAUAAAACAAGUUUAUACGGAAAAUUAAAGUAUUUUUCACACAAAUUGUACAUUUUUAAAAAGUAUAUAUAUAUAUAUAUAUAUAUAUAUAUAUAUAUAUGUAAUAUAUAUGUAUAAAUAUAUGUGUACAUAUAUAUAUAGAGUAAAAGCAGACAAGUUCCUCAGUGCCUUUUCUUGACUGUACACUAAUCUUGUGGUUUAUGGAUAUACGGUUAUGUAUAUGUUUUUGUUGUCCUUCUGUUUUUUUUUUUUUUUUUUUUUUUGUAAUAGAAAAAAAGAACAAACUUGCUGACUUGCCGUCUUUCAGGAUCAUCCCAUUGACUUCUGUUUUAAGUCUAUUGACGAUUCAAGAGGAAAUGUCAAUUUGUGUCAAUUGUUCUGCCUGUAGAAGUGAACCAUAUGCUAUUAAUGCUACCUACAAGUUGAUUCUAAAUACUUUGAAUAUACUGAAGUAUUCACUGAAAGCGAGGCAGUGUAUGUCAUAUCUGUUCUCAAAAUAUUUGGCACUAUAUACUUACUUAGUAUUGGAUUAUUUCAGAAGACUUUCAGAAAGUUAUGAUGUUUGGCAGUAGUUUUCUCUAAUGAAAGUUAUUUGCAAGAUAUUUGUUUCCUGCAAAAAAAAUGUAUGAAGAGAAAAUUAAACUAGUAAAUAACUAUUGCUGGUAGAAUUGAUUUAUAAAUAUGAUUAAUUCGUAAUUAACCUGCUCAUAUUAUAUUUUACACAGUGAUCUUAGAAUAUUUCAUGUUGUAGUCCUGAAUAUGUUUCUCUGUAUUCUUUACAUAUUUUAUUAUCCUCCUUUUACCCUGUUCUUUCAUACUCAGAACUCUAGAUGAGAGACCACCACAGAUCAUGUGGCUAUUAUUAUUAUUAUUAUUAUUAUUAUUAUUAUUUGGGUGGUGGGUAAUUUAUUCUCAGCACUGCAGUGAUUAGCACUGGUCAGCAUGGUGGUGCAUGAGGUGUUAGUGUGUGUUGUGCUGCAGUGCUGCUGUAGUUUUUAAACAAACCAGCUGGACUAGUACUCAGAGUAGUCCACCAACCAGCAGUAUCCAGACACUAGGGUACUGUGGGCAGCAUCCUGAUGAAUAAACAACCACUGAAUACUAGAUCAUUACCAACACAAACUGUGCAGCAACAGAUUCAGAGCUUCUGUUGCCCCACGUUUGUCUUUUAUGGGUGUGUUUGAGGCUAUUUAAGGCUGUUUGCGUUGUUUUGCGAGUGGGCGUGAAUCAGCAUAGCCGGUUAGCAUGCUAGCAAGCAACUUAUGAGCCGUCCACUAUUUUUUUGUUGUUGUUUUUCAAUUUGUAUCCCAUUUUACACAGCCAAUUUCCUACUCAACCCACUCAACCCACUUAUUAGGACUAGUGAUGCCCCACAUGCCUCUUCCGAUCAUUCAGCUCUGCCAUCACCUGCCAGCGCUCAGAGCAAAAUUGGCCUUGCUUCCUCCGGGUGGGUAGAUGGCGCUCCCUCCCCACCUCACUGGAGGGUGAUGUCUGCAGCACAGGGCGUCUGUGAGCUGAUGUACCGGAGCCGAGACACUGUGCUUUCCUCCGAGCGCGCUGUGAUGCUGCUCGUCAAUGCUGCAUCAGCAGCAGCUCGAAAAGAGGCGGCGUCUGACCUCACAUGUGUCGGAGGAGGCAUGUGCUAGUCUUCACCCUCCUGGUGUGUUGGGGCAUUGCUAGUGAUGGGUGGAGUCCUAGUGAGUGGGUUAGGUAAUUGGCUGAGCAAAAUUGGGAAGAAACAUUUUUGAAAUAAAAUGAAAGAAAAACAGUGCUUAUUAGUCUCUCUGUCAUGUUCGGAAUUAAUAGUUCACAGAGCAGAAACUAUGGACAGACCCUUGUUUGUGAUUGGUCUGAAGCAUUUGUUUUACUGACUGUGUCAUUCAUUUGCAAAAAGUUUGCAAAUCUAUUUGUUGCUCUGUCACCGUGUUCCGGCUACAGAUCGCACCCUCCUAUAGGAAAUGAGUGGUUGCCUGCCAGUGUAAAUGCAGGUUUAGAGUGGAUCAGACACGGCAGUGCUGCUGGAGUUUUUAAACACCUCACAACAGGACUCAUUUUGCACAUAGUUGCAUUCAAAAUUGUUAAGCACAAGCUGUUGUUAAGCAUAAUUUUGUUGUUCAAAAUUGUUAAGCAUAAGCAUUGACAGCAAAAUCCAAUUUAUCUUGUACUUUAGUACUGGCUUGCAUUUUUUUUUCUAGUCUACUGUCUUGCCUUUAUGUCUUUGUCCUCUAUUGUCUUUCCCUGAACACUGAGUGUUUUAUUUAACCACCACAGUAACUGCAGGACUGUGGACGUUUUGGACGUUGGCAUUUGUGCAUGAACUCUUGCAUUAGUGUGCGUGCACUCUGUCAGUGUCUCACUGCACUGCAGUGCUAGGUAGGAGUGUGUAAUAGAGUUGGGGCCAGUGACAAAAUCGGUGUUUAAAAACUCCAGCAGCACUGCUGCAUCUAAUCCACUCCUGAACAUUUAAAGAACAGGGUGAAAGGAGUAUAACAAUAAAUUAUGCAGAGAAACAGAAACAGGACUACAGUCUGUCGUUAUUACAGAACUACAGAUCAGUGCCCCUGUAUGAUCAGUGUGUAGACAUUGUGUAGAAACAGGGAUGUUGUGAUUAAUAUUCUGAUAUGACUAUACUGUACAUUUACUUUAGUUACUACUGCUUGUAAUUGUUUUCCCCUUCACUUUUCUUAUAAACAAAAAAAAUUACACUCAUAUCUCAAGUUGGUAACACUUUACAAUAAGGGUCACAAAUAACUGUACUUAGGACGGUAAUAAACACUGUUAAAUGGCUAAGUAAUAUCUCCACUAAUUAUUAAUUAAUACUAGCUAAGACAUUAUUAUUAUUAUUAAGCAUUACUACAUUUUAAUGCUUAAGAAAUUUUGUAAAUAAUAAUGAAUAAAUUAAUUAAGACAUUAGUUAAAUCAUUUUUGUCAAUUAAUAAUUAGUUAAAGUAAGUAAUGUUAAUUAAUGUACCCUUAUUGUAACAUAUUAACCUUAAGUUCAAUGGGAACAUCAAUGAUUGUUACAUUGUUAUUGUUCUUGCUUUGAUUCUUGCCAGCAGUAGUUAUUUACUAGUUCCCUUUUUCUGAGCAUAUUAAUUCUUAAGCUGUAAAAGGAAGUAUUAUUGAAGCGGUGAUGACCACAAAGCUAACUCCAAUAUCUGUAAAAUUCUUUUUUUUUUGUUUUGUGUUGAGUUAUUUAUUGCUGUGUUUCUGUAAGUGUUCCACUCAGUGGAUUUUCACAGCUCUUCAUGUUCUGUUCUGUUCUGUAAUGUUCUUUUGUUAUUAUUGUCAAAGCCAAAAGGCCUGUGUGUGGUCUCUGCCUUAACUCCAGACUGUUGGGCAGGAGAGUGGAUUGGUCUCGUCUGUAGAGGUUUUGUUCUGCCGUGUUGUUCUGUUUGCUUAACCAGCAGGUUAGAACUCUCUCCACAAGCCAAUAACUAUAAGCUGUUUUUGUAAAAUGUCAAAUGAAAAAGGCUGCUAACACUUUUUGGCAAAUAAAUGACAACAUUUGAAGUGUC
Messenger RNA from Astyanax mexicanus (Mexican tetra), 6122 nucleotides. RefSeq names its product sphingomyelin synthase 1b (gene sgms1b). Bases 727 to 1953 code for a protein of 408 amino acids. Gene Ontology annotation, biological process: sphingomyelin biosynthetic process; ceramide biosynthetic process. Gene Ontology annotation, cellular component: endoplasmic reticulum membrane; Golgi membrane. NCBI's taxonomy places the organism in Eukaryota, Metazoa, Chordata, Actinopteri, Characiformes, Acestrorhamphidae. The transcript has 8 exons. The record is from RefSeq and is a predicted model, not a curated record. Gene Ontology annotation, molecular function: ceramide cholinephosphotransferase activity; protein binding; sphingomyelin synthase activity.